This is a messenger RNA of Zophobas morio, 1165 nucleotides long. RefSeq lists its product as uncharacterized. Gene Ontology annotation, molecular function: odorant binding; olfactory receptor activity. The record is from RefSeq and is a predicted model, not a curated record. Gene Ontology annotation, biological process: detection of chemical stimulus involved in sensory perception of smell; sensory perception of smell. The transcript has 7 exons. Bases 25 to 1137 code for a protein of 370 amino acids. Gene Ontology annotation, cellular component: plasma membrane. NCBI's taxonomy places the organism in Eukaryota, Metazoa, Arthropoda, Insecta, Coleoptera, Tenebrionidae.
ACGUGUUGUCGUCGUGUGUUUAAGAUGCAGUACGAAGACUACAUGAAGAUCUGUCGAUUUUUGGUCAUCGACAUCUAUCAUUUAAAAAGUGUUCAAAUCGUGCUAUUUGUGUCCAAAUUGGGGAUAUUUUUCUUGGUAAUCCUCCAAACGUGCGAGUUUCUAUCCCGAUUCGAAGUCGAUUAUUUCGUCCAGUAUGGACCGUCGUACUUCAUUUUGCUCUAUGUACUAACUUGUCUAUUAACACAACCUUUAUUCACUGACGCUCUAAAAUCAGCCGCAGGAAAAAUCGAGAAAAAUAGUUCGCAAAGCAUCGUCAAAAUCGUCCCGAAAAAAGUAAAAAAAAGUGCCCUCUUUGCCACUAUUUUUGUGAUCUGGACAACGACGAUAUCCGCACUGAUGGCAAUUUCGCUGAUGAUACCAACCAAAGACGACGAUAAUGUUUUCUUUGCAUUUAAUCUGGCGAAAAUUUAUUUACCGGGAUGGAAAAUCGUUUUGAAAAAUAUUGCCAGGUGUUUCGCUUUUCCUGCAUCUUAUUUAAGCGCGUCUAUAGCUUGUCUCAAUUUGUUGUAUCUGUUUCAAGUCGGCAAUCUUAACAUUCAGAAGUGUCUUCUUCAAAUAAAAAAAAUUAACGCUACAACAAACCAGGACGAAAUCGCCAGAAGUCUGAAAUUUUUGCUAAAUUCUCUUACGACGAAUGAGGGUUUUAUCCGUGAGGCUGCAAAACGGGCGGAAUUUCUUGUGCUGCCGCUGAAAGUUAUGGCUUCUGCGGCCAUGAUGAGCAUCGUCGUUUUUUACUUUGGGUUUGAGGGUUCGUUAAGAGAUCAGUAUUUUCGUAUAUUCGGCUUGGCACUUAUUGCGAUUAACGCUGUAGUGGGGACUCCAGCGGUUGGUCAAGCAAUCGAGGAUUUCAUGAGCCAAGUAUUCGAUGCUUUAGUUCAAGUGGAGUGGUGCGACUGGAACGAAUCCAACAAAAAAAUGUACUUGAUGCUUUUGAUAGCCUCGUCGAAGCCGAUUAAAAUCAAAUUUUCGGAAAAUAUUUCCGUCAACUACGAGUUCGGUGUAGAGUUGGCUAAAACUGUGUUCUCCACGAUUUCCGUGAUGGAGAGAUUGCACACAUCGAAAUCGGGCAGUUUUUGAACGAAUUCUUUUUCAGGUUUUCUCAAAA